AUGGUACGCAACACUAUCGGCAUACCGCAGGUCAACUUCAGAGACAGCUACUCACAAGUCAAGCAGGCCAGCUUCCCAAACCUGAGACGCCUGUUCAUCGAGGCGAGGUCGGAUGACGAGGAGAGGGAGGUUUCACGGCGUGCUUUCUACAAUGCUGUGUUGUUUUUCGGCUCGGUAGCCGUCUUCGGCCUUGUAGCUCAGAGGUUGAAUGCGAACAGAUAA
This is a messenger RNA of Anthostomella pinea, 222 nucleotides long. The record is from the annotation of a GenBank genome assembly. Lineage: Eukaryota; Fungi; Ascomycota; Sordariomycetes; Xylariales; Xylariaceae.